Molecule: messenger RNA, 5953 nt
Organism: Solea solea (common sole)
Lineage: Eukaryota; Metazoa; Chordata; Actinopteri; Pleuronectiformes; Soleidae
Gene: slc1a2b
Product: solute carrier family 1 member 2b
Exons: 11
Coding region: 242-2005 (587 amino acids)
Biological process (GO): L-glutamate transmembrane transport
Cellular component (GO): plasma membrane
Molecular function (GO): glutamate:sodium symporter activity; neutral L-amino acid transmembrane transporter activity; L-glutamate transmembrane transporter activity
Source: RefSeq, a predicted model, not a curated record
CGCUCCUCUCUGGAUGUUGUGGACGAGCUGGUGGACAGCUGACCGCUUCUAGCUGUCAACAGCAGAGCUGUGGAGGUGUUCUCAGCUGCCGGCUCUACCUCGGAACUUAUCCACUGACAUCUGGCAACUUUCUUUUUUUUUUGUUUUUUUUUUGUAUGGAGCAGUCGGGAUCGUGCUAAACACUUUUAUUUUGUGCUGAUUCAUGCUUGAAUACCAAAGGCUGGAGGUUUGAUCCUUGUCAAUGUAUAUAGCACUUACCUCAACUCCACCAGAAAUGAAUGCCAACAGUAUGCCUAAACAAGUGGAGGUGAGGAUGCACGAGAGCCACCUGGAGCCCAUUGAGGCCAGGCCUCAGUCCAAAUGUGCCCAAAUCUGGUCCAAAAUGUUUAAGAACCUUCUGCUCACACUCACCAUACUCGGUGUGAUCUUGGGGGCAGUAGCAGGGAUGUUGCUUCGUGUUGCCUCCCCAAUACAUCCCGACAUUGUCAUGGUGAUUGCAUUUCCUGGAGAUAUCCUGAUGAGGAUGCUGAAGAUGUUGAUCCUGCCGCUUAUCAUCUCCAGUUUAAUCACAGGUCUGGCUGGAUUAGACGCCAAAUCUAGCGGUCGCCUGGGCACCAGAGCAAUGAUCUACUACAUGACCACCACCAUUAUUGCUGCUAUCCUGGGAGUCAUCUUGGUGUUAGUCAUCCACCCCGGCAACCCCAAACUGAAGGAGAAUCUGGGCGAGGGCGAGAAAAAUGAUGAUGUGUCCAGCUUGGAUGCUGCCUUUGAUCUGAUCAGGAACCUGUUCCCAGAAAACCUGGUGCAGGCUUGUUUCCAACAGAUCCAGACGGUCACGAAGAAGGUGGAGGUGGUCGUCACUGAGUCGAUCAAUGCUACUACUGUGGAUGGACUGGUGGCAAACAUCACCAAGGAGCCUCAGUUCCUCGUCAAAAAGUCCCUGCAGUUCAAAAGUGGCAUGAAUGUCCUGGGUCUGAUUGGUUUCUUUAUUGCAUUUGGCAUCUGCAUGGGCAAGAUGGGAGAGAGGGCCAGACUCAUGCUUGAAUUCUUCAACAUCCUCAAUGAGAUUGUGAUGAAAAUUGUCAUCAUGAUUAUGUGGUACUCUCCCUUUGGUAUUGCCUGUCUGAUCUGUGGUAAGAUCAUUUCCAUCAAGGAUCUGGAGGUAGUUGGCAGGCAGUUGGGCAUGUACAUGGUGACUGUAAUUAUUGGCCUCAUCAUUCAUGGAGUGAUCUUCCUGCCCAGCAUCUACUUUGUUAUCGUCAGGAAAAACCCCUUCACCUUCUUCCUGGGAAUCUUCCAGGCCUGGAUCACUGCGCUGGGUACAGCCUCCAGUGCUGGUACACUGCCUGUUACCUUCCGUUGUCUGGAGGAAAACCUGGGCAUUGACAAAAGAGUCACUCGUUUCGUGCUCCCUGUCGGUGCCACCAUCAACAUGGAUGGGACUGCUCUGUAUGAGGCUGUGGCUGCCAUCUUCAUUGCCCAAAUGAAUGGCAUCCACCUUGACAUGGGUCAGAUUGUCACUGUCAGUCUUACAGCCACUCUGGCCAGUGUAGGAGCAGCCAGUAUUCCCAGUGCUGGCCUGGUGACCAUGCUGUUGAUCCUGACUGCUGUAGGCCUGCCAACGCAAGACAUCAGUCUGCUGGUCGCUGUCGACUGGCUACUGGAUCGAUUCAGGACCUCGGUGAACGUGGUGGGUGACUCCUACGGUGCAGGCAUCGUGUACCACUUGUCCAAGGCAGAGCUUGAGGAGCUGGACGCGCAAGCGGCCAAGUCCGACGACAUUGAAAUGAUGACAAAGAACCAGUCUUACUACGAUGACAUGAAGAACCACCACGAAAACAAUUCCAACCAGUGCGUCUUAACCGAAUCCGCUUCCGCAACUGCAACCGCUAGCACUACCGCUAACAAUUCUGUCGUAGUAGAUGAAUGCAAGGUAACCUCGGCCACUAACGGCUCUGCUGCGGAGUGUGCGAUUGUUGAGGAGGAACCAUGGAAACAUGAAUAAUGGCAGCACAGAGAUCCCCUGCUCCUGGGCUCCACAAGCUUUCCUACCUGGUGAUGAAAAAAAAAAAAAGAGCGAAUGAAAAAAAGUCACAUGAACAGAACUACUAAUUUUUUUAUGUAGUUUAGUUUUCUUUUUUUAUUAGUCCCUUUAAAGGUUUUUGUAACUGUCUAUCUGACUGAUAUAUAAUACUUAUUCACUUAACCGUGGAAUUAUAACAAAGGUAUACUUUGCCUGUUAGAGCACAACUAUAUCCUUUAUAGCAGAUACUUGCACAACAUUCUUCAAGGCUUGGGAAGGGUUAGAAGAGGAACAAAAAAAUAUAUAGAUGGAUAAGCUUUUCUCAGCAAUACAUCCUAUUGUUAAAGUAUAAGAAGAAUUAGUGGCUGUAUUAGAUGGGAUGCCUUGAAAUUAUCGUCCAGUAUUCAUUCAAGUGAUUCAUUGUCGCAAUGCCAGAGGAUGAGAGUUGAUUUGACAGUUAGAGCAUUAAUAAUGACACUCUUUACUGAACUUUGUCGGUGGGUCAGAUUCAACCUGAGAGCCACUGCGUUUUCAUUUUCAACACUAGUCUCGUCGCUUAACUGUCAGAGCUGCUCAAGUCCAUCUGAUGGCAUGUGUGUUUCGGCCCAGUAUCACUGACAACUCCUGAGGGCAGGAGCUACAUUAUCAGACAUGAAAAACCAUGCGCAGGCUCGGAUUUUACUUAUACAAGCACAGACACUAUAUGGAAUUACAAAGCACAAAUAACAUGGAGCACAUGUUUUUUUUAAACCCCAAUUUUUGACUACUGCAAACAAAAGGGACUUUUUUUAUUUAAGUCACCCGAUGAGUGAGAUACAAGCUGUGUGUGUACAUGUGUGCGUGCGUGCGUGUGUGUGUGUGUGUGGUAGAGAGACAUGACCAAGUCAAAUAUAGGGACCAAACAGGCAGAGAAUCAAUCAACUCACAGGGGCCUUUGAACUGCCUCCAUGACGCAACACAUCCAUUCCAUUUUCCUUAUGUUAACGUCCAUGUAAAACCAGCUGACACAGCAGCUGACGUAUUCGCUCUGUAUGGCGAAAGCCUCAAAAUUGAAAGCACAGGAAAGCACUGCCCUAAAUAUUGAAGUUAACGCAGCACAUUAUCGUUUUGCAAAAAAAAAAAAACCCUUGUGAUGCCAGUGAAAUUAAACUUAAAUUAGCAUCUGCGGGAUUAUCACACAAUAAUAAAUAACUGACAUAUCUGAAUAAAACCAAGCACAAAAAAAUUAUUUUGUAUAAAGCACAAAAAGUGGUGGAGCACAAAUGAAGCCAAACUGCCAAUACGGACGAUUAGACGACAUUGAUGGUGAUUAAAGUCAUGCACAUAAUUGUUCCAUGUCAACCCAACAAGAUCAUUUUAAAACCACAAUAAGGGAGAAAGCAAAAUAUACUCAGGCUUGUAGGUUAAUCGUUUACAGGGAAUUUGGGUCGUAAUCCUAAAAUGUUUACUUGCUCGCUACUUGAGCUUUUCACCUCAUGAACACAUGCCUCUGAACUGCACACGUUUGGAAAGCUUAGUAUAAGUGUAUAAUAUGAUGAUGUAAUGACAGGAACGGAAGAUCCCCCAGCACAUACUGUAAAAACACACACACACACACAUUUCACAGCACAUUCACAGAGAGUGAAUUACUGACAGCACAGACACUGUUAUUGUUAUGGUUUUUUUUUGAGUAUAAAAUGUGAAAUUUAUUGUAGAAGUAGCACACUUUCACUUCACUGAUAUCACACUUUCAGGGAGGGUUGCCACGCUCACAUCCAGACAAACCUAAAACCGGAUAAAACACAAUAUGAUGUGGUUUCGGCCACCAGAGCUCACGACUGUUUCUACAAACCCUAGAUGCUGCAGCAGUGGGACAAGAAACACACACACACACACAUAUAUGCCAGAAUGUUGUCAGCCGUCAUGAUAUGAACAUGUUUGUGUGGACUCAUGGCUGUUCAUCUUUUAUAGCGUAUGUGAGUGGGAGGUGAGACUCCUGUGACGUCGGUGAGGAGUUAGAUUUUUUCUGUGUCUUUAUGUUUCCUUUUCAUUUGUGCCAAACGGCAACCUUGCCUUGAAGAUGUUCACUUCAGACACCCAAACACACGCCACUUCAAGUUAACACCUUAACAAAAAAAAAAAAACCUUGACCUUUAGUGUCAUUCAUUCUGCGGCUCUCCAGCUGCAGAGUGUGCAAAGUGUGCUCCAAGUACAACGCGGGGCCCCGUCUGCUGUGCUCGCUGCACAGACGGAUGAAUACCGUACACACACACUAAAUUAAAGACACUACAUUUAGAAAUGUAACCACUGACACCUGCAGUCAGAUGUUUUGACUUUGUGAUCUCCAGGAAAGAAAAAAAAAGGAACAAAAAAAAAACAACAAACCUCUCCAUUAAGGAGACAAUGCAGACCAUAGUGUCAACAAUAAGGAUUGAGUGUUGGACCGCUGUUUCGUUCAAACUCGCAGUUUUAGAAGCAUGAAUAAAAUAAUGAUUCUUUCUUUGCACCACUAUCUUGAAAGCAUGAUAUUUUGAAGUGCCUCCUUGCACUUUUUGUAUAUAUUGUAGGUAACAAGACUGUUUUUUUUUCCUUUUUUUUGUUUUCUCUUUGGGGUGGGCGGGGAUGUUGAAAUGGUAUGUAGGAAUAUAGUUUCAUUACUGUGACAUUUUCAAUGUAAUCCUCUAGUAAAAUAAAUAAAUAAAGAAAGAUCAUCCGUGUCCUGAGUAAAACUAGAUUAGAUGGAAUGUAUAGGGAGGAAACUGUGUAAUAAAUUGCUUGUUCUUUUUUUUUAUUAUUAUUAUUAUUCUCUAAUAGCUGUUAACUAGUCGUUUUACUUACCUGUCACACACCAAUAUAUACAUUUUUUUUUUGUAUCUAAUGUAAGCGUUUUGAAUGUUCGUUCCAUGAAGAUAUAAGCGGUGUUGCGUUCAUUUUCAUUGUACCUAAAUAAAAUGUGUAAUUGUUCUGUUCAGUGGCGACGCAGAAUUUUCCAGAGUUACAGUAUAAUGCUGACGUAAUCACUGCUUGCAUGACGAAGAGAGGGAUGAAUGAAGGAGGCGGAUUGAGAGUGAGGAAGAAGAGAGAAAAAGAAAGGAAGAAAGAAGGGAGGUUUCUGCUUUGACAGAGGAGGCCAACAUGACUUAUUUUGUGUGGGAUUUACUGCGAUAAAGGGUGAUGAACGCGGUCAAAUUUGCCCAGGACGUAGAGCAGAGUGAGGACUCAGACAUAAAUGACUGUAGAAGUUGAUCUUGAGUGAAAGAGCCUGUUACAGUUUAAAGCAACACUCCUCAGGUGACUCAUCUGAACCAUUUCGUCUUUUAAAACGUGACUUUAGUCUCAGGCGUCAUUCUGUAAACCCACUGCAUGUGCAGUUAAAGCUGCGAGACUCAGACAUACAUGAGAACUCUCCACAUGCCACGUUAUCCCUUAAUGAGACGCUCAGCGGUCGAAUCCCACGCGACAAACUGUCUUUACUCCUCAUGCUUUUUUUUUUUUGUUCGCUUUCCAUACAGAAACUAUAUGCACACACAAAUGCCUGGAAACUUACUGAGUUCAGUUGUACUAUACUGAUUCAACAGAUAUCGACUGACACCGUAUUCAAACGACUGAAUAAGAGUCGGCAUCAUAUCUUUUCUACUGAAAAUGUGUCUCUUUUGGAGAAACUCCCUCAAUACAGCUGAUAACCUUGUUUCACUCCUGCCGACAACAUGCUGUCCCAAUCUUACUUUUCUAGGCCUUCCUUCUUUGUAGAGUUGUUGUAAUUCUGAUGUAAAGGCAGAUCGUAUGUGUGGGAGAGAUAUACUACAUAGAAACAAAAAGACAAAAAAAAAACAAAUGAAUUAUUUCCUCGGUCUAUGGUAUACACAAAAAAAAAUCUGUUUCUACAUAUCAAGUGUUGUACCUUUGGUGUACAUAUACAAAUAUAACUAAUAAAUGUUGAUUCAUAACUAA